AUGAGCCAGGCAGGCAAGAGCGAGGGCCUCGAUAUCAGCAUCACCAUGGACAACCAGCUCCUAGAGCAGCUCUUCAUCUCCCGAAUCGGCUCCAAAAAGACAAGCGGCAGCGGCAGCAACAAUGAACUCUUGGUCACGCCGUGGCAUCCUCACCAGAGUCUGAGCGACAAGCUCAAGGGGCUCGAGAAGAACUUUGACAAGUGCUAA
Messenger RNA from Lasiosphaeria miniovina, 207 nucleotides. RefSeq lists its product as uncharacterized. The record is from RefSeq and is a predicted model, not a curated record. The coding region runs from base 1 to 207 and encodes 68 amino acids. The transcript has 3 exons. Lineage: Eukaryota; Fungi; Ascomycota; Sordariomycetes; Sordariales; Lasiosphaeriaceae.